Gekko japonicus is the source of this 2343-nucleotide messenger RNA. RefSeq names its product kinesin family member 3A (gene KIF3A). Gene Ontology annotation, biological process: microtubule-based movement. The record is from RefSeq and is a predicted model, not a curated record. The coding region runs from base 1 to 2193 and encodes 730 amino acids. Lineage: Eukaryota; Metazoa; Chordata; Lepidosauria; Squamata; Gekkonidae. The transcript is spliced from 18 exons. Gene Ontology annotation, molecular function: ATP binding; microtubule binding; microtubule motor activity.
AUGCAGAUUAACAAAUCAGAGAAGCCGGACAAGCCUGACAACUCUGACAAUGUCAAGGUCGUCGUUCGCUGCCGGCCUUUCAAUGAACGAGAGAAAGCAAUGUGUUACAAGAUGGCUGUUAAUGUGGAUGAGAUGAGAGGCACCAUUACUGUCCACAAAACAGAUUCUUCCAAUGAACCUCCCAAGACAUUUACAUUUGAUACUGUUUUUGGACCAGAGAGCAAGCAGCUUGAUGUUUAUAACUUAACGGCAAGGCCAAUUAUAGACUCUGUUCUGGAAGGAUAUAAUGGUACCAUUUUUGCUUAUGGGCAGACUGGAACAGGAAAAACAUUUACUAUGGAAGGUGUCCGUGCUGUACCAGAACUCAGGGGGAUCAUUCCAAAUUCCUUUGCUCAUAUAUUUGGGCACAUUGCAAAAGCAGAAGGAGAUACGAGGUUUUUGGUUCGAGUCUCUUACUUGGAAAUUUACAAUGAGGAAGUGCGUGACCUGCUGGGGAAAGAUCAGACACAGAGGCUGGAAGUUAAAGAACGGCCUGAUGUGGGUGUCUAUAUCAAAGAUCUUUCGGCUUAUGUUGUAAAUAAUGCCGAUGAUAUGGAUAGAAUUAUGACACUUGGACACAAAAACCGGUCUGUUGGUGCCACUAAUAUGAAUGAACACAGUUCCCGUUCCCAUGCUAUCUUUACAAUCACAAUUGAGUGCAGCGAAAAGGGCAUUGAUGGGAAUAUACAUGUGCGCAUGGGAAAGCUGCAUCUAGUAGAUCUUGCGGGAUCAGAAAGGCAAGCAAAAACUGGAGCCACUGGGCAGCGACUAAAGGAAGCUACAAAAAUUAAUCUUUCUCUCUCCACCCUUGGAAAUGUGAUUUCUGCAUUGGUGGACGGAAAGAGUACUCAUGUGCCUUACCGUAACUCUAAAUUGACGCGACUAUUACAAGAUUCCCUUGGUGGUAACUCCAAAACCAUGAUGUGUGCAAACAUUGGCCCUGCAGACUACAAUUAUGAUGAGACCAUUAGCACUCUGAGAUACGCCAACCGUGCCAAGAACAUCAAGAACAAGGCUAGAAUCAACGAGGACCCUAAAGAUGCCUUGCUUCGCCAGUUUCAAAAAGAAAUUGAGGAGCUUAAGAAAAAGUUGGAGGAAGGGGAAGAGAUCUCUGGCUCUGAAUCAAGUGGCUCUGAAGAUGAUGAUGAAGAUGAUGAUGGAGAAAUUGGAGAGGAUGGAGAAAAGAGAAAGAAACGAAGGGGCAGUAGCAGCAGCAGUAGUUCAGACUCCACAUGCUCUGUCAUAGAGAAGCCUCUGGAUAAAUCCUUCACUAAUCAAGCAGGAAAGAAGAAGGUUUCUCCUGACAAGAUGAUGGAGAUGCAAGCCAAAAUUGAUGAGGAGAGGAAAGCGCUUGAAACAAAGCUUGACAUGGAAGAGGAAGAACGAAACAAAGCCAGGGCUGAACUUGAGAAGCGAGAGAAGGACCUUCUCAAAGCACAGCAAGAACAUCAGUCUCUCCUAGAGAAGUUGUCAGCCCUGGAGAAGAAAGUGAUAGUGGGAGGUGUGGAUUUGCUGGCAAAAGCAGAGGAACAGGAGAAACUUCUAGAAGAAUCUAACAUGGAGCUUGAGGAACGAAGGAAAAGAGCUGAGCAGCUCCGUAAGGAACUUGAGGAGAAAGAGCAAGAACGUUUGGACAUAGAGGAGAAGUACACCAGCCUUCAGGAGGAAGCACAAGGGAAAACCAAGAAGCUGAAGAAAGUCUGGACUAUGCUAAUGGCUGCAAAGUCAGAGAUGGCAGAUCUGCAACAGGAACAUCAGAGAGAAAUUGAAGGCUUACUGGAGAACAUUCGACAGCUCAGCAGGGAGCUUCGUCUUCAAAUGCUCAUCAUAGACAACUUUAUACCUCAAGACUAUCAGGAAAUGAUUGAAAACUAUGUUCACUGGAAUGAAGACAUUGGAGAAUGGCAGUUGAAAUGUGUGGCAUACACAGGAAAUAACAUGAGAAAACAGACUCCUGUGCCAGAUAAAAAAGAAAAAGAUCCAUUUGAGGUGGACCUUUCCCAUGUGUAUCUAGCUUACACUGAAGAAAGCUUGAGACAGUCUCUGAUGAAGCUUGAGAGACCAAGGACUUCAAAAGGAAGAUCGAGGCCCAAAACUGGCAGGAGAAAACGUUCUGCAAAGCCAGGAGCUGUGAUUGAUUCAUUGCUUCAGUAAAGAUGGUGGUAUUGCAAUAAUUAUCAGCGUGUGGCUUAAUACUUGGCCAAAAUCUACAGAUCCUUAUUUCUGGAGAGGUUUAAGGUGGAGUUGACGGAGAAGUCGCUAUGAAGGCUAUCAUUUGUGACAUGGAUAUUACACAAAACACAU